Molecule: messenger RNA, 1751 nt
Organism: Vigna radiata var. radiata (mung bean)
Lineage: Eukaryota; Viridiplantae; Streptophyta; Magnoliopsida; Fabales; Fabaceae
Product: 26S proteasome non-ATPase regulatory subunit 13 homolog B
Exons: 6
Coding region: 63-1223 (386 amino acids)
Biological process (GO): ubiquitin-dependent protein catabolic process
Cellular component (GO): proteasome regulatory particle, lid subcomplex; nucleus; cytosol
Molecular function (GO): structural molecule activity
Source: RefSeq, a predicted model, not a curated record
AAGAGGGCACAGUAUAAAGUUUCUUCAUUUCGAUUUUGGGUUUCUCUUUUGCGUCAAUCGUAAUGGCUGCUCUGCAAUACUUGGAAUCGCUGCGCAACGCACACCCUGAGCUCGCCGAAUGGUACAAUUCGCUCGCCGAUCUGUACCAGAAGAAGCUCUGGCAUCAACUUACCCUCAAGCUCGAGCAGUUUGUCGCACUCGCUGUUUUUCAGGCUGGUGAUGCGUUGAUUCAAUUAUAUCACAAUUUCAUCACAGACUUCGAGACUAAAAUCAACCUUCUGAAGCUUGCACAUUUUGCUGUUAUAGUUUCUCGGCAGUAUUCUGAAAAGGAAGCUGCUGUUGGUUAUCUUGGAGGGGUCAUUGAGAAGUUGCAGGCCACUAGAGAGCAGCGCAUAGAAGAACCUAUCCUUUACAUUAAGAUGCAAAUAGCAAUAUUCAAGCUUGAGCAAGGUGACCAGAAGGAAUGCAAGAAACUCCUGGAAGAUGGGAAGACUACACUUGACAGCAUGACAGAUAUUGAUCCAUCUGUAUAUGCUAACUAUUACUGGGUAUCAUCUCAAUACCACAAGACCCGCCAAGAAUUUGCUGAGUUCUACAAAAGUGCCCUUCUCUAUUUGGCAUACACAUCAGUGGAGUCUCUAUCAGAAUCAUUUAAGCUGGAUUUAGCAUUUGAUUUGUCCCUCUCUGCCCUUCUUGGGGACAACAUCUACAACUUUGGAGAGCUACUUGCCCAUCCUAUAAUCAAGAGCCUUCUGGGGACAAAAGUGGAAUGGCUUUACUAUAUUCUGCAGGCAUUCAAUUCUGGUGAUUUAGUGCGAUAUCAAGAAUUGUGUCGGGUGCAUAAUGCUGCUUUAAGUGCCCAACCAGCACUGGUUCAAAAUGAACAGAAGUUGUUGGAGAAGAUCAACAUUCUCUGUCUGAUGGAGAUUAUAUUCAGUCGGCCUUCAGAAGAUCGAACUAUUCCAUUGAGUGUAAUUGCUGAGCGUACAAAACUUUCUAUAGAGAAUGUGGAACAUCUCCUAAUGAAGAGCUUAUCUGUUCAUCUAAUUGAGGGUAUAAUUGAUCAAGUUGAGGGCACAGUGCACGUUUCCUGGGUGCAACCAAGAGUUCUGGGUAUUCAACAGAUCAAAUCCUUACGGGAUCGACUUGACAGUUGGACAGGGAAAGUACACACUGCAUUGUUAUCCAUCGAGGCAGAAACACCUGAUCUAAUCGGAUCGUGAAUUUUCUUUUAUUUGUUUUCUGCCCUUUGUAACAAUUUCUUAGGUUAAAGAGAACACAUCCUAAGGCGACAAAAGAUGAGGAGACAUCCAAGUGACAUGGGGCCAACUUUGUAUGCUUUAUUUGGGUUUACCAGCUGCUUUCUGAGUGAUUGCUGGAAGAGCAUCCCCUUUUACUUGGCUGAGAAAUUGUUGGUUCUAUGCUUGCAAACUUACAGACAUGGUAACUCAUUUCCACCCUGGCUGUUUUUACGCAUUAGAGUAAAUGACAGACUAUGUAUCUGGAAUUUUCUUUGAUACGGCCAUUUUUAUUGACUUUUACAAGUAUUUUUCAUUGAACAGUCCAAAGCAUUCUCACCUUCGUUCUUUUGCCCAAUUUUUCCUCACUUUGAUCUGGGUGGUACUAGUUGCUAUGAGCUGAAUCUUCCAACUUCUGUUAUUUUUGUGCGAGGCUGUUUUCUUGUAACAGCAAUAAAUUGAUCAAAUGACUCCAAUGGUGAUAGAGAUUAUAAAUGUUAACACUUUGUUGAA